Molecule: messenger RNA, 362 nt
Organism: Acanthisitta chloris (rifleman)
Lineage: Eukaryota; Metazoa; Chordata; Aves; Passeriformes; Acanthisittidae
Gene: MRPS18C
Product: mitochondrial ribosomal protein S18C
Exons: 5
Biological process (GO): mitochondrial translation
Cellular component (GO): mitochondrial small ribosomal subunit; ribosome
Molecular function (GO): structural constituent of ribosome; small ribosomal subunit rRNA binding
Source: RefSeq, a predicted model, not a curated record
CAGCGCUGUGGGCGCGGCCGCACCGCCUGAGCCACGGGCAGCAGCAGGGUCACUCCGACCAGCUUACAGAUGUUGCUAAUCAGCCCAUACAAAUGGAGAACCCUUACAAAGAGCCCCCAAAGAGAUGUGUCUUAUGUAGAGUAAAGGUGGACUAUAAGAACGUGCAGCUUCUUUCCCAGUUUGUUUCUCCUUACACCGGUCGCAUUUAUGGCAGACACAUAACAGGCUUAUGUGACAAGAAGCAGAGGGAAGUUACAAAAGCCAUUAAAAGAGCUCAGAUCCUUGGGUUUAUGCCAGUAAUGUUUAAGAACCCAGCAUUCCUCACAGACCCCAAGAUAUGUAAUAUCAAGUAUCCAGAGUAA